Messenger RNA from Plasmodium relictum, 708 nucleotides. It is a transcript of the gene PDF, whose product is annotated as peptide deformylase, putative. The transcript is spliced from 2 exons. Bases 1 to 708 code for a protein of 235 amino acids. Gene Ontology annotation, cellular component: mitochondrion. The record is from RefSeq and is a predicted model, not a curated record. Gene Ontology annotation, biological process: peptidyl-methionine modification. NCBI's taxonomy places the organism in Eukaryota, Apicomplexa, Aconoidasida, Haemosporida, Plasmodiidae. Gene Ontology annotation, molecular function: peptide deformylase activity.
AUGGAUAUAUUAAAAUAUUAUUUAAUAUUAAUAUUAAUAGAACACUAUUUUACAACAUCUUUAGAGUAUAUAAUUAAUAAAAAAGUGAAUUUUUACAUAAAAUACUAUAAAACAAAUAAUACUAGCAAGAAAAAAAAUGUAAUAAUUCAGUUAACAAGGGAAAAUGAUAAAGAAAUAAAAAUUGUUAAAUAUCCAAAUCCAAUACUAAGAAAAAAAUGUGAAGAAGUUGUUAAUUUUGAUGAAAAUUUAAAAAAUACUAUUAGAAGUAUGUUUAAUAUUAUGUAUGAAAAUAAAGGAAUCGGUUUAUCAGCACCUCAAGUAAAUAUAAGUAAAAGAAUUAUAGUAUGGAAUGCACUAUAUGAAAAAAGAAAAGCUGAAAAUGAGAGAAUUUUUAUUAAUCCAAGUAUAGUUGAACAAAGUUUAAUUAAAACAAAAGCAGUUGAAGGGUGCUUAUCGUUCCCAAAUAUUGAAGGAAAGAUAGAAAGACCAAGCAUAGUUUCAAUUAGCUAUUUUGAUUUAAAUGGAAACAAGCAUUUAAAAAUUUUAAAAGGAAUACAUUCUAGAAUAUUUCAACAUGAAUAUGAUCAUUUAAAUGGCAUCUUAUUUAUUGAUAGGAUGACUCAAAGUGAAAAAAAAAAAAUUAAAGCAAAGUUAAAUCAACUAAUACAUGAAUAUAAAAACAUUUAUUCUGAAACUCCAGCUAUUUAA